Messenger RNA from Hemicordylus capensis (graceful crag lizard), 3437 nucleotides. It is a transcript of the gene FERMT3, whose product is annotated as FERM domain containing kindlin 3. Gene Ontology annotation, molecular function: integrin binding. Gene Ontology annotation, cellular component: cell-substrate junction. The coding region runs from base 791 to 2899 and encodes 702 amino acids. The transcript is spliced from 14 exons. The record is from RefSeq and is a predicted model, not a curated record. Gene Ontology annotation, biological process: leukocyte cell-cell adhesion; integrin-mediated signaling pathway; integrin activation. Lineage: Eukaryota; Metazoa; Chordata; Lepidosauria; Squamata; Cordylidae.
CGGGGGGCGGGGGGGACGACGACGACACUUAAAUAAAAUGUGCUGAGUUGAGGACAAAGUCUGGGAGGCCUGAUUCUGUUCCAGUAGGCUCCAAAAACAAAGCAAGUACUUCUUCGGCUGAAGGGACUCAUUGCCACAAGAUGUGAUGAGAUGGUCACUGGCUUAGAUGGCUUUUUAAAAGGGCGUGGAGGGAGAGGUCUAAGAGCAGUAAACAGCCAAGCUAGCAAAGCAGAACCUCCCAUAUACAGGGUUUUCUGGGGCCGCUCCUCUUCUUUGGAACACUCUCCUCACCCCCCAUCCCCAGAUUCGUUCAGCCUCCUCCCUGGCUGUUUUUAAGGCCUUUCUUAAGACCCACCUGGUUUGCCAGCCAUUUGCCCUUUAAUUAUUAUUAUUAUAUAUUGCUUGAUUACAUUAAAUAUUAUUGGUAUUGUUGUUGUUGUUUACCGCCUAGAGUCUUUGGAGGAGGCAGUUUAUGAGAAAAUCUUAAUAAAUAAAUGUGCAGCUCAGUGUAUCUGAAUCCCAGAUGCUGUGGCUAGACCACAGGAAGGUCUAUCCUCAGCACCUGGGAUUCAGCAUCAGGGAGGAGAGCUGGUCUUGUGACUUGUCCCUUAGCACAGAAGAGCAGAAGAAGGUCCCAAGUUCCCUCCCUGGCAGCAUCUCCAAGAGAGGGCUGGGAGAGAGACCCCUGCCUGCCACCUUGGAGAAGCCGCUGCCAGUCUGGGUAGACAAUACUGAGUGAGAUGGACCAAGGGUCUGACUCAGUAAAUGGCAGGUUCCUAAGGGACAGUUCAUGCCCAGCUUUUGGACUGGCUUUUGGAAACAGGAUGCUGGACUAAAUGGACCUUUGCAGCAGAACUUUUGUGUGUGUCUCUCUCUGGAUUCCUUUUAUUUAUUUAUUGGCCUUCUGCUGUCUCUAGGGCUCGCCAUGGCUGGGCUUAAGACAGCCACGGGAGAAUAUAUUGAUGAUUCCUGGGAGCUGAGUGUCUUCGUGGAGGAGCUGGGACCCGAGGCUGAACCGGUCAAGCUCCGAGUAACCGGCAACAUACACAUUGGAGGGAUCAUGUUGCAGAUUGUGGAUAAGUUAAAGCUGCAGAAGGACUGGUCAGACCACGCUCUGUGGUGGGAGCAGAAAAAAAUGUGGCUGCUGAAAACCAACUGGAGCCUGGACAAAUAUGGGAUCUUGGCCGACGCCAAACUCCGGUACACCCCGCAACACAAGCCGGUGCUUCUCUCCUUGCCGAAUCGCUGCACGGUUCGCGUCCGGGCUAACUUUGCCCAGCCGGUCUUCCGCACGGUGGUCGACCUCUGCAAACUCCUGGCCAUCCGUCAUCCCGAAGAGCUGUCGUUGCUGCGCGCCCCUGAGGAGAAGGACAAGCGGAAGCAGAAAGAGAAAGAGAGGAACACGGCGGAGACCUACGACCUGGCCGGAGUGCGCUUACCAGCAAGCGCAGAGCAACAGCUGUUCCGCGGGAUGCCGGCUCAUUUCUCGGACAGCGCCGGCACCGAGGCCUGUUACAAGAUGUUGGCGGUCAGUCAGACUGGACUGACGCCUGAACAGAUCAUGCACACGCACCGGCCGGGGUCCCUCGUUGAGAAGACGCAGAUCAACAGCAGGUGGCUGGAUUCCUCGCGGACUUUGCUGCAGCAAGAAGUGAAGGAAAACGCAUGUCUGUGGCUGCGCUUCAAGUACUACUGCUUCCUUGACCUGGAACCCAAGUACGAUGCCGUGAGGAUCAACCAGCUCUACGAACAGGCGCGCUGGGCCGUCUUGCUGGAGGAGACCGACUGCACCGAGGAAGAGAUGGUGGUGUUUGCGGCUCUGCAGUACCGAAUCAAUGAACUGUCCUUGAACACCAACCCCGUGGACCAGUCGGGAGAUUCUGGCCUCGACGACUUGGACAAGGCCCUUGCCACCCUGGAGGUCAAGCUGGAAGGGUCGUCGUCCACCCCAAAUGUUCUGGACAGUCUAACAGCUAUCCCGGAGUUGAAGGAUUACCUCCGAAUAUUCCGGCCCCGCAAGCUGACGCUGAAGGGUUACAAGCAGUUCUGGGUGGUCUUCAAAGAGACCUCCCUCUCUUACUACAAGAGCCCCGAGGAAGCGCUGGGAGAACCCGUGCAACAGCUCAGCCUCAAAGGCUGCGAGGUUGUGCCCGAUGUCAACAUCUCUGGGCAGAAGUUCUGCAUCAAGCUCCUGGUCCCUUCGCCGGAAGGGAUGAGUGAGAUCCAUCUGCGCUGCACAGACGAGCAGCAGUACGCCCGUUGGAUGGCCGGGUGCAGGCUGGCGGCGAAGGGCAAGACCAUGGCCGACGCCUCGUACCAGGCGGAGGUGGAGAAUAUCCUGUCCUUCCUGAAACUGCAGCGGACCAACCCGGACGCACCCCUUGCUCCCGAGGCCGAAGGGACCCAGUGGCUGGUCUCUCCCCGCUACCAGAAGAAAUUUAAACCCAAGCAGUUAACUCCACGCAUCCUGGAGGCCUAUCAGAAUAUAGCCCAGCUCUCUCUCUCAGAUGCCAAAAUGAAGUUUAUACAAGCCUGGCAGUCACUCCCUGAUUUCGGCAUCUCUUACUUCGUGGUCAGAUUCAAAGGGAGCCGGAAGGAUGAAAUCUUGGGCAUCGCCAACAACCGCUUGAUCCGCAUUGACUUGGCGGUUGGCGAUGUGGUGAAGACGUGGCGGUAUAGCAACAUGCGCCAAUGGAACGUCAACUGGGACAUCCGGCAGGUGGCCAUUGAGUUCGACGAGCACAUCAACGUGGCCUUCAGCUGCAGUUCUGCCGGCUGCAAGACGGUGCACGAAUACAUCGGCGGCUACAUCUUCCUCUCCACCCGCACGGUCGACCGAGGGCAGACGCUGAACGAGGAGCUCUUCCACAAGCUGACGGGGGGCCAUGAAGCCCUCUGAAGCCCCCCCAGCGCAGCCGCCCUCUUCUCCGUGGGAGCAGAUGCACAGGGCCUGCCUGCCCGGGGAGCUGUCCAGGCAACGCCAACGGGCACGGGCAGGGACCCCCAGCUGAGUCUGGCAGAGCUUGGAAGAGGGAAAUGAGAGAGGGGCAGGAAGCAUGCUAGGAGAGAGAGAAGCCUUCAAGGCAGCCCAGCGGGAGGGAGGGACGAGAGGACAACUGCAGUUGUCUUGGCACUGGAGGAAGGGAGGCUCUGUUACUUUCCUGCCUGCUUUGGGGAACAGCCCUGGCAUUAUUUGUCCAUGAUAUGCUGCCGCCUCUUCCUGGAAGGGAUACAAGCCCCCCCCCGACCUUAGUCUGACUUCCAGGGAUCAUGGUCAAGUUGGCAGAAGUAAAGUGGGGGGGCGGGGGGGGAUCACUCGAAUUGUAUUUUAACACAGUGGAAUUUUACUCUGUUUUACUGAAGCGGGGGGAUUUAUAUUUGCUUGCUUGUUUACUGGCCUCAAAUACAAUAAAUGACACUUUUAUUUUCCUUGUAAA